Messenger RNA from Ciona intestinalis (vase tunicate), 3254 nucleotides. NCBI's taxonomy places the organism in Eukaryota, Metazoa, Chordata, Ascidiacea, Phlebobranchia, Cionidae. The record is from RefSeq and is a predicted model, not a curated record.
UUAAUAAUAUCUUUACCCAAUUUUAGUAUUUUUUCUAUAAAAGCGAAUCCAUUAGCUGUACAAUGUCGGGUAGCCUUGACUUUAACGACGGUCGCUCCAAAAAGGGAUAUUAUUUUAGCAAAGCUGCAGUCGCCGGUUCAGUGGUUGUUGUUAUUUUGAUGUUGCUGACUGUGGGACUCCUGGUCGGGCUCGUUGGCCGGCCCACUUGUGCAAGUGAUGCUGCAGCCCCUACCACAACUACGUCAUCACCACCUAAGCCAACAACGACACCCCCUAAUGACGUCACGACCACUACUAGAAACAAUGACGUCACAACACCUAAUGUCGAUGCGACAACCGCUCCAACGUCGAACGACCCUUGGAUGAACUCACGGUUGCCAAACACUUUACUCCCUAUACAUUACAACGUGAAGAUACGACCCGUACUUGAUAUUGAUGUGGCUUCUUCAACUUAUUUGUUUUACGGGAGUUCAACAGUGCAAUACUUAUGUAAUGUAUCAACAGAUUACAUUAUCAUGCACUCACAUGCUGAGUUGAUAUACGACAACGAGAUUAAAAUAUUCGAAGACAAGACGAGUAGCGAGGUAACGGUGGAAUCCAACACGCCCUACCGUCCCAACCAAUACAUUGUAAUCAAAACCUCAUCUCCGUGCGUGGUUGGUGAUACAUACACAAUGGUAGCGGAUAGUUUCCAUGGCGAACUUGGGGACGAUCUAACCGGGAUAUACCGAAGUGAAUACGACAACGAAUUCGGAGAACAUAGAGUUAUCGCUAUCUCUCAAAUGGAGACCACUGGAGCCAGACAUACAUUUCCCUGCUUUGACGAACCAGGGUUCAAAGCAACGUUCAAUAUCACGCUCUACCAUAACAAACCUGGUUUUUAUUCCAUCGCAAACAUGCCGCCUAUAGGUUCAUGGACGGAAACCAUCGAUUCAGAUGUUUGGACCGCCACCAAGUUCGACACAACCCCCAUAAUGUCAACUUAUUUACUUGCAUUGGUUGUAUGUGACUUCUUGUAUGAACAUGGGGUAACUGCAACAGGGGUGCAGACACGAAUCUAUUCUCGCCCUGAAACGAUCAAAAAUGACGAAGGAAAAUUUCCAUCAGAAAUAUCACCCGGCGUGCUUGAUGUAUUAGCUACCCACUUCAAUGUGACUUACCCAUUACCUAAGUCUGACCAGAUGGCAGUGAGUGACUUUGGAGCAGGUGCAAUGGAAAACUGGGGGUUGGUUCUGUACAGGGAAACUCUUUUACUGUUUGAUGCAAAUAUUUCAUCUGUUCACGACAAAUAUUCGAUUGCUCAAGUGAUUGGUCACGAACUCGCCCAUCAGUGGUUUGGCAACUUAGUAACAGCAGCUUGGUGGAAUGAGAUUUGGUUGAAUGAAGGUUUUGCGUCGUAUGUUCAAUACAUAGCAGUGGAGGGCGUCAAACCAGAAUAUAAACCUUUUGAGAUCUUUAUAAUAGAUGACCUCCAAGGAGGGUUAUACGCUGAUUCGUAUUCAUCGUCCCAUCCAUUAGUUCAUCCCGAAGGAUAUUUCUCAACCAUCACUUAUUCAAAGGGAGCUUCAUUUCUUAGGAUGGUUCAAGGUUUUCUCGGAGAAAAAACUUUUACCAACGCACUCACAAAUUACUUGAAUGACCUGGCUUACUCCUCUGCUACCCAUGAUGUUCUGUUUCAACACUGGAUCGAUCAAGCAGCUAAAGAUGGUCUAACCUUUCCCUACCCCCUGCAAGAUGUGUUUGAAACAUGGACUUUGCAAAUGGGAUACCCAUUGAUCACAGUGGAACGCAUUGAUGCGUCGACUAUUAAACUAACGCAAGAAUAUUUCUUGGUGGAUCCAAAAGAUUCAGCUGUAGAUACGCCGGGUAGUUUAACAUACAAGUACAAGUGGUACGUGCCAUUCACAUACAGAGGAGAAUCUGAAAUGGGUACAGACAAGAUGGAUACUUUGUGGAUGGAUCUAAGUGGAACAGCAACUUUAAACUCAAACGAGAAUUACAUACUUGGUAACAUUGAGGCUCGAGGCUUCUACAGGAUCAACUAUGAUGAGAACACUUGGAGUAAAUUGUCAACCAAGCUGGCUAGUGCUUCAUUUAAGGACAUCCCUGUUGAAAACAGAGCUCAACUUAUAGACGAUGUAUUUGCUUUGUCAAGAGCCACAAAGAUUGAGGUGAACCUCGCUCUUGAAUUGGCAGCAUAUUUAUCACAAGAAGAUGAAUAUAUUCCAUGGUAUACAUUCAAUGAAGCUAUGCAGUACUUUGACAGUAUGCUGGGAGCAUCCCUGAUAUAUGGAGACUUCUCUCAAUACAUUCUUGACUUGGUCGUCCCAUCUUUGUACAACAAAUUGGGUUGGGACGAUUCAAACACAGACGACAGUGUGUUGAUUGAAAGAAUGACACGAGGGCUGGCGAUUGAUGCUGCUUGUUACUAUGGCAACGAGGAAUGCAUUGCGAACGCGAAACAACUUUUCCAGGAAUGGAUGAAUGACACUUCAACCAUUAUCAGCAGCACAUACAGAACUGAUGUUUACUGCACAGCAAUACGGGAAGGUGGGAUAGCAGAGUGGGAUUUCAUGUGGGGGCAAUACUUGGUAACUCAGAAUGCUCAACUGCAGACAAGCUUAAGGUAUGGAUUGUCAUGCAGCAAAGAUGCGUGGAUUCUUAACCGUUACAUUGAAUAUGCAAUGGAUUCAACACUUGUGAGAAAACAAGAUGUUUCAAACACAUUGUACUACAUAUCCAGCAAAGAACACGGGAAAUAUGUGGCUUGGUCAUUUGCUGCCAACAACUGGGAGAGGCUUCUAAAAAAUGUUGGUUCAGCAGCUACCAGUUUACUGUCUGGUGCAGUGUCUCGAUUCUCAACUGACUUUGAUUUGGAUUUGGUUGAGUCUAUGAAGAAUGUCACCGGCCCUGGGUAUUACAAUACAUUGGAAUCAUACAAAACCAGAGUUCAAGCAAAUAUUGACUGGCGGGCACGCAAUGAAGCUGUGAUUGCAGAUUUCUUGGGUAGCAGUAUCGUGAUACCAACAUCAAACUAUGAAGAUAAACAACGGCAUGCCGUUGUGCCAGAAAUUAACCAAGAACCACACCAAUUCCACAAGCAUAGGCCAGGGCGUUAUUAAGGACUUUACACAGAAGUUUUAAAAUGUUCACAACUUUUAUGUGUUUAAUGCAAAAACGUUAUUUUGGAAUGUAACUUUCAUGCUGGUUUAUAUAAAUCAUUUUACACCAAUUAAAACAAAUUUUCUAAAUAA